Molecule: messenger RNA, 942 nt
Organism: Fusarium proliferatum ET1
Lineage: Eukaryota; Fungi; Ascomycota; Sordariomycetes; Hypocreales; Nectriaceae
Exons: 1
Coding region: 1-942 (313 amino acids)
Source: RefSeq, a predicted model, not a curated record
AUGGCUGUCCGCGAUGAUCGCCCAAGAGUACAUGUUUUCGGACAGUACGACGAAGCAAAACGACAUAAGAGCGGCAGCCGAUUUCUAAGAUCCGGUGGCGUGGUAAACGGAACAUGGGCUGCCCCUCCAUGGAGCCGAUACUUUGAGAACUUGGACAAGGACCGCAGCGACGAGAACAUCUCAGCAUACCUGAUCGAUGGCGGCCUAGAGACAGCUUGUCAUGAAUCGCGGCUUAUCAUGGAAAGGCGAUUUGAACAGUCAAAGCGAAAACAUGAUGACGAAGACACUCGCCCAAGACGCGAUAGAACAAAAGAAGUCUUCAGAAAGGCUACAACAGGCUGCUUUGACGGUACACCUCUUCAUCCAGUGACAGUCUUUCCCCACCGGGACCUUUUUGUCCUUCAGUUCAAUGACUUGAAAAACGUCAAUUGGAGCUUACUUGGUUUAGAGGCUUCAAUGGCGACUUCUGCAGAAGGUUUAAAUGGGGUGAGGCAUGUCGCGUUAGAGUACGACCCAAAGUGGUGGAGUGUAGCUCAUCCAAGGACAACGCCUUUGUGCGUGGCUGAAGAUGUUUGGGAAAUCAUGGAGGGUGCCUUUAAAAUGUGGCCCAAUGUCUGGAAAUUUUGGUUUAUUGACCGCUCCCUGAGAAGAAAGAAAGAAGCUUCGGCGUUCAAAGAAACGGCAGAGGAUGGCUUCGAGAUCAAUGCCUUCUAUGCCAGCGACAGAAGAUUUUUGGAGAUAGACCAUAACAACCCACACCAUCUCGAAAAGGAGUGGGAAUAUACCGGAUGCCUGAAAGACAAGUCAAACAAUGGCUUAAGUUCGUCGCUGGAUUUCUUGAGAGCAUUGGAGUUAGAGCUCUACGACCUGUCACUUCCCACUUCAGAUAAUUAUUCUCAACAUUACUCUGAUGUUGGGCUUCUUGGGUGGGACAAUAAAUAA